GUUUACGCAAAAGGCCAACAUGAAAAAGCAUUUGGGCACCCAUUUCAACCUACGGGAAUGGAGGUGCCCCCACGGUGGGAAACCGUUUACGAGGAAAUCUCAUCUAUGAUAGGAGCACAUGUUGAAAAUGUGCACGAAAAAAUUAGGAAAUAUCCGUGUUCCUUUUGCGCGGUGAAAUUCACAAGUGUGGACCAUAGUAAGCAACACGAGAAGCGUCACCACCAACCACGCCCCAAAUGGUUGUUCCGUUUCUACUUUUGUCCCAAGCGUUACAUGAAGUCAGACUUUUUGCAUAUCCAUUUGAGAACUCACACCAGAGAAAAGCCCUACCGCUGUGUCCUACCAAGCUGUAUGGCUGGAUUCCGUGACAACGAUACUCGGCGAGGUCACAUUGUCCGAGACCAUUUUAAAACCGGUAGCUCCAAUUCUAUCCCAUUAAACGAGAUAUUGCUAAAUAAGUGCUACUUUUGUGCCAAUCCGCACGGCCGGAUGAACGGAUUGGUCGUCCAUAUGAAGAAGCAUACGGGUGAGAGGCCCUUCAAGUGUGGGGAGAAGCGAUGCCGAAAGAAUUUUGUUUCAGGCUCUUAUUAUCAUAGACAUUUACAAAAUGUUCAUUCCAUGUCGAAAGAACUAUCGAUAAGAAGGAUGGCGGUACAGAAGGAAAAAUCGGCCGCAGAAAGAGAUGGGAUCCCUUCGCUUAAUUUAGAGGAAGGAAAUCCAAGCGAGGAGAACGUUGCGGUAAGGCAAUUUAAACCUGUUGCCGCGAAGAAGGAGGAUGACCCAAGAAUACCGGAUGGAUCGAAGAGAGUGAUGAGGCGAAAUCUAGAAUGUGUAUUUUGCGGCUUGGUCUCACCCACUAGGAAGGAGUAUGUUGAACACCUGUAUGGUGCACAUGGUUGCAAUGUUGAAUAUAGAAUGCGGGCAGUGCCUCCCAUUCACAAGAAAAAAGAGUCGUGCUACUUUUGUCCGAAAUCCUUAACUCUGCUCGCUCUAUCCUCCCACAUGACAAAACAUACGAACGAAAUCCAAGAACAAUGUGAAAGGUGUGGUACAAAAUUUAGAAAGAUGUCCGACCUGAGAUAUCACUGGAUGAAAAGUUGCACAAAAAUUUCGCAACAAGAAAAGAAGAAGUAUCCGUGCAAAUUUUGUACCAGGAUAUUCUGCAUGUUGUGCAGCUUGGUGUAUUACAUGCGAAUAGUUCAUCUCCGAGAGGUUGACAAUUUUGUGGAAUGUUUUCUCAAAUGUGGGAAAACGUUCAAAAGUGUGGAGGAAAGAGAUGGCCACAUGGACCAGGUGCAUUCAAAGGAUUCCGGGAAUUGGCCAUAUUCCGUGCCCACCUGCUCCAAAAAGUUUUUUACGAAACUCCUCCUGAAGUUUCAUUACGCGAAGGAUCAUCCCAACGUAAAAAGUGCGAGAUCACAACCACAUCUGAGGAAUAAGUGCCUCAUUUGAUUGAUAUUCUACAAGGAAAAGGAAGAGCUAAGGGGUCACAUUGAAACUGUGCACGCGUUACGUAUUUCGGUCAGAUAAAGAAGCAAUUUAAAUUUGAGAUGGAAAUGGCAAGGUAACUAAAAAAGAUAAAUUGUAUUUAUAUUAAAUAACGUA
Messenger RNA from Folsomia candida, 1605 nucleotides. Its product is annotated as zinc finger protein 226. The transcript is spliced from 4 exons. Gene Ontology annotation, biological process: regulation of transcription by RNA polymerase II. Gene Ontology annotation, cellular component: nucleus. The record is from RefSeq and is a predicted model, not a curated record. Gene Ontology annotation, molecular function: DNA-binding transcription factor activity, RNA polymerase II-specific; RNA polymerase II transcription regulatory region sequence-specific DNA binding. Lineage: Eukaryota; Metazoa; Arthropoda; Collembola; Entomobryomorpha; Isotomidae. The coding region runs from base 58 to 1452 and encodes 464 amino acids.